UAAGCUUUUAAUGGGAGUAGUUCUCAUAAAUAGUUAACAGCAUUAUCUGGGUUUUCUGAAAUAUUGCUGUUCAUUGUUGAAAGGGCCUGUUUGGCAUAAGCAAUUCUUAUCAGCAUACAUCACAUAAUUAGUUAUUGGUCCCCUGUAGUUAUAUGGAGAGGAUCUUUUGUUUAGCAAGGUUUAUAGCCUAAGGGGCUGUUGGAAUUUGACACCAUAUGAAUACUUGUGAGGGGUAGUUGCUUGCACAAACUAAGCUCUGCACAUGUGGUAUUGAUCAUUCUAGAAGAGUGGCUCCAUAUAAAUCACAGGCAGUGUAGGUAGUGACCAAGAGGACUAUUUACAGAGAAAGCAGUCCUUUGUGUGGAUAUAUUGACUCAGUACAAAGUUUUGCCAGGACAUGGAUUUUUAUAGCCUCUUGAAUUAGGGUUUGAACACAGGAUGGGAUGAGGCCUUACCUGCACUGGAGUAGAUGUACCCAAGAGUGAAUGAACAUGCCUUACCAAGUGAAAGCAGAACCUCCAGCAGAUAUUCUAAAUGCCCCACAAUAUGCAGUUUCCCAGCAAUCUUCUCAUCCUGGAACUGCAAGUCAAGCAUUGGCACACCAGGCAAUGGUCAACCAGUUAGGACAGGCAAACCACCCACACAACCAACCUGUAUCACAGAAUUCUCAAGUGCAACAGCCGCAGGCUACUGCUAACUCUAAACCACAGCAGACAGCAGCAAUUGAUGAAAACCAGAUAGACUAUGCAAGUGCUUGUGGUUUGUUUGGUUGGGAAACUAUUGAUGGAGUUAGCAUUCCAUACUUAUUAAGGCAAAAUAAAAAAUUUGUUGCUGUUCGUGUUGUAGAGAUGAAACUCUUGUCUAAGUUUCCAAAUGUGUACCCGGAUGAAUUAACAAAAAGGCCUCCGUUGAUGAGUUAUUACAUUACACCCAAUGAAGCAAAGCUGAUGAUUGAGAUCAAUGUGGAACAUUGUGCAUAUGAAUAUGGCCCAGCUCCAUUCACAACAAAAGAUCUUGUUGUUAAAGUGUCUGAAUUCAAUGAGUUUUAUGAGCUAGUAAAAGGUUCUUUCUCAGAAAGUGAAUUGGAUAAAUGGAGAAAUGGCAUGAUGACAGGAGCUAAGCCAGGAUUAGGAGGAUGGAUCCAAAUGAACAACACUGUUGUACCUUUUGUGUGUAGAGCUGGACUCAAGUAUGUGCCUCUGUCUGUCAUCAAAUAUGCUGCCAACUUGCUCAAUAAUGUUGACUUGAAAUACAACACGCAUGACCCAAUGGAUUAUGAAUGUGAAUUCAUGAACUCGGCAUGCAAGAAAGCUGGACUGAAUUUUCAAUUUGCAAAGGAGAGGACAAAGUUGGUGAGAUUGAGCCUUGUUGAAGCUUUGGCAAAACCGAAAGUUCAGCCCCUUCCACCAGAUAACCCAUUUAGUCAUGCAAAGUACACAGAACCUCCUAGAUCCACGCUGCCACAUCAGCCAGUUGUGCAACGCCCCCAACCAACAAGUCAACAGAUGUCCACAAAUUUGUCUGGAACACCAAGUGUGAAUAGUCAGUAUAUGCAAACAAUCUCUUCGGGGGUUGCCUUUCUACCUGGUUCUACAUCUACAAAUCAAAUUGUUUCUCCUCACAGAACUUCUACUGUAUCAUCCGUAUCAUCUAACAGUCAGCAAAUGCCUCUGAAGUCACCCUCACAGGCUGCAUUCCAAGGACCAGCUUAUCAACACCCAGGAAAAAAUCAGCAGAACACCAGACCUCAGAUACCCACCAUAACAAAGGCCCCAAGUGUUCCUCAGAACCUACAGCAAGCAGGAGGACCUUCCAGGGCAAUUUCGUCACAGAUUGGCUCUUUUCAAAAACCAUCACAGGUCAGCAAUGCACAAAACACUGUCCAGUCAGCUAGAGGACCUCCAAACAGGACUGCACCACCGAGCACAGUAACUACAACAGUUGCAAGUAUUAUGGGAAUGGGUAACCAGCAGUAUCCAAUACAGACAACUGUUGGAGCAGCAAGCAUGAUGCAAUACCCUGCUACAGGAUUUAUGGGCUUCCCAGGGAUGGUGCCAUUCAUGCAACAACAAGUAAGACCUGGAAUGUUUCCAAUAUUUGGAAGUUUUCCAUUUUUCCCAGGAUUACCACCUCCACCACCAUAUAGUCAAAGUCAGAAUCGCCCUUCUGCAGCUUCUGGGAGGCCAACUACUACCACUGCAUCUAGGCAGGUGAACCCUCAAAAUUAUCCAUAUGCUUCAGGAGCUCCAAACCCAGUCUGCAAAACUCCAUCAGCACCUUCAGCCUAUACUGCAACCUCGAAGCAAUAUGGCAGUGUUCCAAAUACAAUCUCUACUGGUCAUCAUCCACCACAUGGACAGUACAUAUCAGGAAGUCCAUCAAAUCCACUUCCAGAAUCUAUGAGAAACUUGGUUCAGAAAUCGGAUAAUUCAUUUCCAGUGACUCCAGCACAGGUUACAGUAAAUGGUGUCAAUAGUAGCAGACCACAACCAAGUAUUGUAACAAACAGGCAACCAUCCACCUCUGGCCACAAAGUAUCAAUGGUAAAUGUGGGUGGUAGGAAUGUUCCUUGUCUGGUAAUGGCAGGCAGUGGAGAGAAAUAUAUCUUACUGCAAGAGAUUGCUGCUAGAUUUUUAAGAGGUUGUUCCAUCGAGGAAUUUCAGUUUGUUUUAGAGAAUGUUCUUGAAGUCGGCAUCACCCAGUGCUCCAGUGAAAUGGGAAAAGAAUUCAUGCAAAUGUGCAUGCAACCUGAACCAUUUUCAAAUUCAAGUAUGAUCAAAUUUUCUGAUUUUAAAACGUUUUUACCACAACUCAAGUAUAUUUUGAAAAAUAAGAUGGUAGUUGAUGAAGAUAAUAGUGAAAACGUAAACCAGCAAACAUCUCCUAGAAUACAGCCUAGGGCAGUUGGGAUGGAAAAUACCAUGAACCAUGAUACACAGGUGAUGGGCAAUAAACGCCCGGCUUCAGAAAGUCUUCAAGGUCCUCCUGCUAAAAAAGGCAAAGGAUCAUUGGACAAUGCAAUUAACAAACUCCUACAACAGAAAGAUGGUCUUGAAAAAGUUCCUGGACCAAUUAGAUAUACUACUACAAAUAAAGAGUGUUCGAUCCAAAUGAUUGAGCGACAGAGGGGAGAUGAAGCUAUUGUCCCACAGGCACACACACCAAGUCCUUCACCAGCAGUUUAUAAUAAUAAUACAACAGGAAAAAAUGGCACACAUCAAAAGGACACUGAGCAUCCUGUAGUUAUUUGCCUAGAUUAAGACUUGUGUUGUUUUUUGUAAAGGAAGUGUGGUAUAUCUAUCAAAUCUGAAGCCACUUUAUUAUAUGUACAUGUAAACUUCAUGAGUUUGGUUCCAUAUUGCUGAACAAUCAAUCACAAAUAUGUUAAACUCGUACUUUGCUCUCCAUUGUCGAACCAAAAAAUGAUUUUAAAUGUUUUUUCCAUGUUAUCCUUUUUUAAAACAAACUUUACUUUUUGUAUGUAAAUAAAAUUAAGUCUGUAAGUACAUCACUGACAUUUAUUAGGUUAGUCUUGUGAAAUAUAUGCUGCCAUGAGUCAUGCUAGGGGAUGGUGGAAAGAACAGCCAGCAGUCGGUUUACACAGGAAGGUGUUUAGUUUUAGGGCAUUUAUUUAUAUAUUAUAUAAAAUACUUUAAUAUUUAUGUAGUUUCCAUACUGAAAGAAAGGGUAAGUUUCUAAAGAGAUGUCUUUGAUGAAGUUGCUCCAUUUCUGAACUGAUGUUUUUUAUUUCAUUUUAUUAUUUUUUUUUUUACAAAAAUGUUUUGGUCACUUUUUGUAAUUUAAUUAUUUUCUCCUUCGUGGUUUUGCUAUCUCCCAUUUUGUUAUGCAAUAUAUAUAUAUAUAUCAAAAGGGAAGGUCAUAAGUUACACAGGUAAAUGUCACUACAAUUCAUUACAAGCAAAACAAAUAAAGGUGAAUCUCGGAUUUUCUUUUUCAUGGCCAGUAUGAUUUCUUUAUACAUACUUUAUUCUUCAAAUGUAAUUUCAAAGCAUACAAUAAACAGUAAACCAUUUCAA
Messenger RNA from Lingula anatina, 4037 nucleotides. RefSeq lists its product as uncharacterized. The record is from RefSeq and is a predicted model, not a curated record. Lineage: Eukaryota; Metazoa; Brachiopoda; Lingulata; Lingulida; Lingulidae.